Molecule: messenger RNA, 1497 nt
Organism: Penicillium malachiteum
Lineage: Eukaryota; Fungi; Ascomycota; Eurotiomycetes; Eurotiales; Aspergillaceae
Gene: ptpB
Product: tyrosine protein phosphatase PTP1
Exons: 4
Coding region: 1-1497 (498 amino acids)
Biological process (GO): protein dephosphorylation
Molecular function (GO): protein tyrosine phosphatase activity
Source: RefSeq, a predicted model, not a curated record
AUGAGAAUUUCUACUGUCUCUGCAGACGGUUACGAUCCUGACGUGAACACCGAACCCUCUCGCUCUCCUUCUCCCGACCCGCUUGCCCCGCGCGGCUUCAAAAAACGUUCCGGUCGACAAGCCGUCUCCAGAAAAGCGCGUGGUGUCAUCGGAAAGGUUCGCGCAUUCCAGCGCAUCGCGGCUGCUAAGAUGGCGCAUCCCUCAAUCAAGAUCGACACCAGCGUGCAGAGCACCAAACGCGGUCUUCCCUCCGAUAAUGAUGGUCUCGAUAUGGAACAGGGGAACCCCCGCUUGGAUGCUGGGAACACUGAGGACGUGCCACCGUUCCUAUGCCAAUCAUUCACAGAUGAGAAUGCGGAAGCUGACAUCUUCAUCUACCUGCAGAGAUCCACGAAAAAUUCGAUGAACUUGAGUGGAUCCAGAGAGAACGUAUCCAGAGUGCCUCAAACGACCCAACCCACCCUUUCGCAACUGACAAGGACCCCCCGAGCCAUAGCGCGCAAUCGGUAUCUGAACGUGUUGGCAUAUGCGAAUAGUCGGAUCCAUCUGCAGGUUCCCGAGGGCGAGUGUGAUUUCAUAAAUGCUUCUCCGGUUACGUUGAGGGACUCGGUCACCCUGAAGGAACAGAAGUACAUCGCAACUCAGGGACCAAAGGAUGACCAAUUCGGAAUAUUCUGGCAGAUGGUUUUCCAAGAGAGUAUGGAUGUGGGAGUAAUCGUAAUGCUUACUCAAACCUUUGAAAUGGGUCGGGAGAAAUGCGCCCAGUAUUUCCCUUUGAAUUCUGAAGACCCUGUAAUGGACCUUUCAUCGGAUGAUUCAGAUCCCUUUGUCAGCACCCCAACAUCAGACGAAACAUCUGGUCCUGUGAAGACCGUUACCCUUCUAGAUUACUUCUUCGAUGAAGCAUCCCGUUCUGAAGUCCGCAAACUGGAAUUGACCUUUGGCGAUGAAACCAAGAUCAUUUGGCAUUUCCUGUUCGCUGGCUGGGCUGAUCAUUGCAAGCCAGAGGGACAAGAUCGCGAUGGCCUGCUGGAGCUUAUCAAGCUAUCGGCUUCCAAGUGUGACCCCGCUAACCCACGAGUGGUGCACUGCAGUGCUGGUGUCGGCCGCACUGGAACCUUCAUUGCCCUCGAUCAUCUCCUGCGCGAACUUGAAUCGGGUCAGCUGCUGCAGGUAACCGAUCCCGAGGCUGAUCCGAUCUUCGAUCUUGUCAACCACAUGCGUGAGCAGCGUAUGAUGAUGGUUUACAAUGAAUUGCAAUGGCAAUUCAUUUACGAAGUCGUCCGCCUCAAGACCGAUCAGAAGCUUGGCAAGUACGCCAUGGAGUCACCCGGCAGCCAGACUGAACCUCGUUCCGCAAAGGUCCCCAAGCUGAGUGACGAAGAUGAGUAUGUUAUACCGUCAAAGCCUGAAUUGGAGCUUGCCCCAGGCGGAGUUCAAACUCCGAUGCGAAGUUGGUCUGGAACCCCCAAGGUCUCUGACGAUGAAGAGGCCUGA